CCGCAGGCGGAGGGCGCGCAGGUGCCGCUGCUGGCCGGCGGCGCCGCCGGCCCGCUCGGCCGCGAACGCGGAGGGGGCGGCUCGGAGCUGGCUGUGGCCGCCGCCGCCGCGGAGGGGGGCGGCGACGGCGGGCUGGUGCCCGCGCCGGCGCCUGGGCAGGGCGCGGCGGCGUGGCAGUUCAGGGGGCGUAGCCGGUCCUCGGACGGCUGCUGCGGGUGGUGGUGCAGCAUCGGCUCGCCCGGGCGGGCGGUGGCGCUGGCGUUCCUGAUGGGCGCCGCGCUGGCCCUCCUGGUGUACACGGACCCCCUGGCCCCGGUGCUAGGCGGCAGGCCCAGCACGCGCGGCUCCGACGCCGCCACGGGCUCCGUGGCCGCGAUCGACGAGGCCAGGGGGUUGAUGGGCUUCUCUAUCAGCUCCACCGAGCCCCGCUUGGCGGCACAGCCGGUCGCGACGACGUCGACCGCUACCACUUCGGCAACGACAGCCCUCCCGCCGACAGGCGUUAAUUCAGGAACCACACCUUCGCCGUUGACCAAUACUUCGACGUCCAUAGCUUUUCCUGAGGUUGGCCGCCUGUCGCUGUUCUGCUUCAGCCUCGUGCUGCCUGGGGUGCGCCAGGCGGCGCUCGUGAAGUGGCAGUUCGAGCACAACCUGGGCCCCUUCGCCUGCGACCGGUCGCUUGUCUACGCCACCUCGGACGCAGGCCGGCGGCUCCGGGCGGAGCUCGGCAUGGACCGCCUGCGGCCAGCAGCUGCCCGGUGCGACGACGACUGCGCCUCCGAGGGCGGGGGCCAGCUCCGCACGAAGGCCUUUGCGCUGCUCUGGCGCCAGGUCGUCCAGGAGGGCGAGUUCCGCUCCGCGGCGUGGUCUGUGAAGGUGGACCCGGACUGCGUGUUCUUCCCCGCGCGGCUCCGCAGCCUGCUGAGCGGGCCCCGGCACGCGGAGCCGGCCUCCGGCAGCGGCAUGUUUCUGCUGAGCUGCAUGCGCAGGCACGCCCUGGAGGGGCCGCUGCAGGUGCUCUCCCGCGACGCGGUGGCGCUCUACGGGCGGAGCGCCGAGCGCUGCGGGGAGCUCCAGAAGAAGCACCCGCGCAGGCCCGACGCUUACAUGCACGAGUGCCUGCUGCGCCUGGGGGCCUCGGAGAGGGAGGCCUGGAGCCUACUAUCCUCCAGCGGCUGCCUCGGGGAGGCGGGCGGCGUCAACUGCGGCGGCACGCUCGUGUCCUACCAUCCGCUCCCGACGGUUGCUGCAUACCGUGACUGCAUGAACGAAUCAAGCGAGGCGGCUCGCUUUGCGCCCCUGGGGUGAUUCCACGCCUCCGAAGUGGGACUGGAGAAGCCCCGCUGCCAUCUGCGAGCCUAGGAAGGCGCACGGCCGGCGCAUGCCCCCCCCCGCAGCUGGCCCGAGGUGUUGGCACGCUGCGGUGUGAUCGUAGACUUUUGCGGCCACGGUUCCGGGGAGGGCCAGACGCAGCCCAGCACAGACGUGCCCCGGGACAGAAAAAGUCCUCGGGGCCCACCUCGGACUGCCCCCCCCCGGCUGCGCUCGGGUGCCCACCGUGGCUGGGAACCGUGGCCGCUGCGACACCUCACCGGGGGGUACGUCGCCCGCCGGGUACGCAUGGCGUGUGGCCCUUUUCCCCACACAGCCUCGGAGGGGACUCCUCCGUGCGCGCGGCAGGCCGUCUGCACCUCCCCCCUCUCUCGUGCUGUGUCCUCGCGCUGCCGCGUCGUCCUCCGCUCGCGGUCCACGGCCUCCCACCCCUGCGUUUCGACCUCGGCCUCCCCUCCUCCUCCCCCUCCGCCUCCUCC
Messenger RNA from Prorocentrum cordatum, 1811 nucleotides. Lineage: Eukaryota; Dinophyceae; Prorocentrales; Prorocentraceae. The record is from the annotation of a GenBank genome assembly.